Quercus robur (English oak) is the source of this 927-nucleotide messenger RNA. RefSeq names its product disease resistance protein RPV1-like. The coding region runs from base 1 to 927 and encodes 308 amino acids. The record is from RefSeq and is a predicted model, not a curated record. NCBI's taxonomy places the organism in Eukaryota, Viridiplantae, Streptophyta, Magnoliopsida, Fagales, Fagaceae. The transcript has 3 exons. Gene Ontology annotation, biological process: signal transduction.
AUGAAGUGUAAAAGAGAGUCUUCGUCGUCACCAUCUUCUUCUUCAACACAUCAAUGGAAAUACGAUGUAUUUCUUAGUUUUAGGGGUGAGGAUACCCGUAAUAAUUUUACUGACCAUCUAUAUGUUGCUUUGCAACGAAAGGACAUUUUAACAUUUAGGGAUGAAAAACUUGAGAAAGGAAAAUCUAUUUCUAAUCUCUUCAAAACAAUAGAAAAAUCACAGAUUGCUAUAAUCAUUCUCUCAAAAAACUAUGCAUCUUCUACGUGGUGCUUGGAUGAGCUUGCCAAGAUUGUCAAAUGCAGGGAAAAAAUGGGACUGAUAGUUUUGCCAAUUUUUUAUGAUGUUGACCCGACUGAUGUACGGAAACAAACAGGAACUUUUAAACAAGCCUUUACUGAUCACCAGGAACGCUUUAAAGAUAACAUAGAGAAGGUGGAAACAUGGAGAGCUACUUUAAGAAAAGUGGCUAAUAUCUCUGGUUGGCAUUUACAAAAUAGGCAUGAGGCAGAAUUUAUCCAAGACAUUGUGAAUGAGAUAAUGGAGAAAUUGAGUUCAAAAUCCUCAAGCUCAUUUGCCAGUGUGCAGAAACGUGGGUGCAGCAGUAGCCGUGUCAUUACUUAUGAAGGUUGGGAUGGUGUCCAUCAUGGAUUUGACAAUUCAACAAGUAGCUGUGAUGACUAUAGCGAUAUUGAACCUGAGGAAAGUGAUCUCUUUUCAUACAAUGGUAAUGACCUGCUCCAAUAUCUUUCCUAUUAUAAGUCUAACCCUGUUUUAUUUUAUUUUACUUAUGAUGAUGACGAUGCUUCAUAUGCAGAUGAUGAUGAUGUAUUUGUAGAUGAUGAUGUAUUUGUAGAUGAUGAUGAUGAUGAUGCAUAUGCAGAUAAUGAUGCAUAUGCAGAAGAUGCUGAUGAUGAUGAUGAUUAUUGA